AUGACAACUGCCAAUUACCUAGUUACUGGCUCAACUAGCGGCCUUGGAGCCUCUGUCCUUGCGACCCUCUACAAAUCCGUCAACGACCCUGCUCAGAUCAUAGCUUCCUCGUCCCGUGCUGAAGCCGCAGACGAGCUCCAGAAAGACUAUCCCGGUACCCAAUUCCGCAUCACUGACUACGACGACCUGUCAGGGUUGGAGAAAGCCUUCAAAGGUGUCGAGCGGUUGUUCUUCGUGUCCACUCCCACCGUAGAUGUAACCAGGAGGGCUCAGCAACACUCAAAUGUUAUUGAGGCAGCCAAGAAAGCUACGGUUGGCCAUGUAUAUUACUCCAGCCUGGCAUUCGGCGGGUACAAAUCGGAUUCAAAGGCUAUUGUGCAGGCUGCACAUCUUAUCACGGAGGAGCAACUGAAAAGGUUUAUUCCGCCCAUUCGCUGCGUUCAACCGUUUCACUUUGAUAUUGAUCCUCCGCUUUCCCCUUUUAGAUCUGGCGUCCCCUAUACCUCUGUGCGCGAAGGCAUCUACGCAGAUGCCUUCCCCAUUUUCUCGGCCUGGUACCCGGACACAACCAUCAUCUACAUCCCCACUGACGGGCUCAUCACCUGGACCCCCCGCACCGAGCUUGGCGAGGCAACCGCCAAACUCAUGCUGCGCGACCCGUCCACCCUCUCCUCCCUCAUCAGAAAUGACGAUAACAUCGCCCUCCUGACUGGUCCCCGUGCGUACACUUUUGCUGACCUCGCCACGACACUAACCCGUGCGACAGGCACGAAGAUUGCGGUGCAGCAAGUCCCGCGGGAUAAGUAUGCGGCUGUUGUGGCGCGAAACGACGCCAAGGAGGGCCGUGGCGGGAAAUCUGCCCGAUUCUGGGAGGUGUGGGCUAGUUUGCUGGAUGCGGUGGGGCAAGGGGAGGCGGCGACAGUGGAUCCGCUGAUGGGGGAGCUUCUAGGGCGCCCACCGCGAGAUGGGAUGGAGUAUAUCGAGGAGCUAGUGAGGGAGGCUGCUCCUCGAGGUGGAUAUACGUGGCAUCAGAAUUAUGAUAUAGGUAGGGAGUAG
This is a messenger RNA of Paracoccidioides brasiliensis Pb18, 1056 nucleotides long. RefSeq lists its product as uncharacterized. The transcript has 2 exons. The record is from RefSeq and is a predicted model, not a curated record. The coding region runs from base 1 to 1056 and encodes 351 amino acids.